Messenger RNA from Adineta ricciae, 248 nucleotides. The record is from the annotation of a GenBank genome assembly. NCBI's taxonomy places the organism in Eukaryota, Metazoa, Rotifera, Eurotatoria, Adinetida, Adinetidae.
AUGACGCUCGAUCAGAAUGAAUAUCCAGUUGCAUUGGAAUUCUAUCUACAAAUAGACGUUGACUUAUUUUACAUGAAGACGUGUUCGUUUCGAGGUGUUCAACCACAUGCAUCAGACAAGUAUGUGUUCUGCGCACAGGAACCGCAAGCUCGACAUGCGCUUACCGCAUGCGGCAAUUGUGGUCUGUGUUAUCCUAAGUAUGCUGUCAAGAAACGACGUCACUUAUCGGUGAUAUUCGGACCAGCACG